Messenger RNA from Cladophialophora psammophila CBS 110553, 888 nucleotides. RefSeq lists its product as uncharacterized. Lineage: Eukaryota; Fungi; Ascomycota; Eurotiomycetes; Chaetothyriales; Herpotrichiellaceae. The record is from RefSeq and is a predicted model, not a curated record. Bases 1 to 888 code for a protein of 295 amino acids. The transcript has a single exon.
AUGCCUCAAGAUACUGUUCCCUGGGAUAUUUUCCCUCCGACCCCGAAAUUAGACCUAUCUGAAGCCGAGCAGCAGGGACUCGUAAAGACGAAAAGAGGCAUCCGGCUCUGGCAUGCAAUAUUCGGAAUCCCGCUCGAAAAGACUCUGCGCGCUGGACGAGUACCCAUCUUGCUGAUGCAUGGGGGUGUCAGCAGCUCCGACUGGAACGCACUACAGGUCAAAUACCUCGCGCCAAAUCAUACGGUAAUUGUACUUGAUCUGCCGGGGCACGGGCGGUCACCAUUCGACGACCGAGAGCUCUCUUACGAAAAGCUCGCCAGCGACGUUGCGGGGGUCCUGGAUGUUUUGAAAGUUCCCAAGGUGGCGAUUAUUUCCUGGUCUGAAGGGACCAUGCUCGCCUGGUCGAUGCUCGCGUACGACCAGCAUCAUCGCAUCGACCGCGCAUUCUGCUACUCAGCCCUCGACGACUACAGAAAAGCCGAUGCUGAGAAAGUCAUGCAGAUUUGGAUGGUGGGGGAGUAUUUUGCUCGCACGCGGCGAGAAUGGGAGGAGACGCACCCGGGCCAGAAAUGGGACGACUUUCUGGGUGCGUGGAUGACAAUGUGGACGCGGGAGCCGAUUUGGACCGCCGAGACUUUCAAGCACGUUCCUGUCAGAGGGGAGAGUAAAGACGCUCCGAUCGUUUGGAUCGUGACGGGUGAUCAUGAUGAGUGGAUUCCACCAGAGACACACGACCGCAUGGCAAAGUUCAUUCCGAACUCGAGCUAUCUCAAGAUGCCGAGUGCGGGACACCUUACUUUUAUUCAGAAUCCGGGCAUAUAUCAUCGGAUGAUUGAUUGUUUUUUGGAAGAUGCCAAUGUCGUGUCGACGCUGAAGGCCUCACUGUGA